UCCGCCCCUGGGGUGGGUGGUUCGUAGUGUGUGGCCAGUCCCGGUCCCCGCGAGCAGGGCCAUGGCCGCGCUGGUACCCGUGGGUGGCUCCGGCGACAUGCAGGGCUGUUUGCUGCAGCUGCACGGCGCGCUGCGGGACCCGGACCCGGGCAGCGCCGCGCUGCGCGGCUUCAACCUGGUGCGCAGCGUCGGGGAGGCCUGCGUCACCCGCACUGGGGACAGCGCCCAAGCCUUGCAGUCUUCGUUAGUGUUUUCCAAAGACCAAGGAUUACUUGUGUUUAUCCGCAAAUCUCUCAGUAUUGAGGAGUUUCGGGAUUGCAGAGAAGAAGCCUUAAAAUUUCUGUGUACCUUUCUGGAAAAGAUUGGUCAGGGAGUUCAUCCAUAUGCUUGUGAUAUUAAGCAAACUUGUAUAAGUGUUUAUACAAAAGAUAAGAUGGCCAAAUGUAAAAUCCCAGCUCUGGAGCUUCUGGUUAAGUUGCUUCAAAAUGUUCAGUGUUCCAGUCUGAUGGGAGAAUUAAAAGUUGGAGAAAUCUUUAACAAAUUCUAUGGUGAACUUGCUGGAAAAAGUAGGGUACCUGACACAGUGUUGGAAAAGAUAUAUGAGCUUUUGGGAGUCUUGGGAGAAGUCCAGCCUAGUGACAUGCUUGACAAUUCUGAAAAGUUAUUCCGAGCUUACUUGGGAGAGCUCAAAACACAGAUGACAUCAGCUACAAGGGAGCCCAAGCUACCAGUAGUAGCAGGGUGUCUGAAAGGACUGACUGCGCUUCUGUAUAACUUUACUAAAUCCAUGGAAGAAGAUCCACGCACUUCGAAGGAGAUAUUUGAUUUUGCAGUGAAGGCAAUCAAUCCACAGGUUGACCUAAAACGAUAUGCAAUACCCCUAGCUGGUUUGCGCAUGUUCGGCCUGCAUGCUGCUCAGUUUGGUACCUGUCUUCUAGAUAACUAUGUCAUGCUGUUUGAAGUGAUGUCCAAAUGGUGUGGCCACACAAAUGUAGAUCUGAAGAAAGCUGGUCAUUCAGCCCUAGAUUCAGUUCUUAAACAGAUUUCUCUAAUGGUGGCUAAAGAUGCAGAAAUGCACAAGAGCAAGCUGAAAUUCUUCAUGGAGCAGUUUUAUAGCAUCAUCAGAAAAAUGGAUUCGAGCAAUAAAGAGCUGUCUAUUGCCAUUCGUGGAUACGGUCUUUUUGCAGCGCCUUGUAAAGCUAUCAAUUCUAAGGAUGUUGAUAUCAUGUAUAUUGAGCUUCUUCAGCGCUGUAAACAAAUGUACCUCACUGAGGCAGAGACAGCAGAUGACAAUGUGUAUCAGCUACCAAGUUUCCUCCAAUCCAUUGCGAGUGUUAUAUUCCACCUUGAUACACUUCCCGAAGUAUACACUCCAGUUCUUGAACACCUAAUUGUGAUGCAGAUAGAUAGCUUUCCACGGUAUAGUGAAAAAAUGCAACCAGUCUGUUGCAGGUCCAUAGUAAAGGUUUUUCUAGCCCUGGCAGGAAAAGGACCAGUUCUCUGGAAUUUUAUCAGCACUGUGGUGCAUCAGGGUUUAAUCAGAGUCUGCUCCAAGCCAAUCGUGUUUUCAAGGGAAUUUGAUGGGAAAGGAGCUUCUAAAUCAGAAGAGCCCCCAGCAGUUGGAGAGGUCAGAACAGGAAAAUGGAAAGUACCAACAUAUAGGGACUAUCUGGAUCUUUUUAGAAGUCUUCUGAACUGUGACGCAAUGAAGGAGUCUGUUUUUGCAGAUGAAAACUUUCUGACAAUAAAUUCACCCCUGCAGUCUCUGAAUCGUUUGUUGUAUGAUGAACUUAUAAAAUCUAUAUUGAAGAUUAUUGAAAAAUUGGACCUGACAGUUCAGAAAAUGACUUUUAGUGAACAGGCUGAAAGUGAAUCUGGCGAUGUUAUGAUCAUACCUUCUUCUGAUCCAGCUUCAAACCUUCAGCCAGCCAAGCCUACAGAUUUUAUUGCAUUCAUUAAUCUAGUGGAAUUCUGCAGAGAUAUACUGCCAAAGAAGCAUCUUGAAUAUUUUAAGCAAUGGGUGUAUUCCUUUGGUUAUGAGCUUAUUAUACAGUCAACACGGCUACCUCUUAUUAGUGGAUUCUACAAAUUGCUCUCUGUUGUAAUGAAAAUUGUCAAGAAAAUAAAAUAUUUUGAGGAUGUAAGUCCUGGGACUCAGAAAAAAUAUCCUGAAGACCCUGAGAAGAGCUCUUGUUUUGCGUUAUUUGCAAAAUUUGGAAAAGAGGUGGCAGCAAGAAUGAAACAGUACAAAGAUGAGUUGUUAGCAUCUUGUCUGACGUUUGUGCUCUCCUUACCUCAUGACAUCAUUAUGCUUGAUAUCAAAGCUUAUGUUCCUGCAUUGCAGAAUGCGUUUAAGUUGGGUCUCAGCUAUACCCCUAUGGCUGAUGUGGCUCUCAGUGCUCUAGAAGACUGGUCCUCUUACAUACCCAAAAACAUAAUGCAGCCUUACUACAAAGAUGUCUUACCUCUUCUUGAUGGCUAUUUGAAGACUGCUACGUCACCAGAUGAGUUCCAGAAUAAUUGGGAAGUGAAGAAGCUUUCUCAGGCAGUCCAGAAAGGAUUUAACAAAGUUGUGAUACAACGUCUGAGAAAAGCAAAGGCCCUUUCAUUGAAUGAAGAUCUCUCUUUGGAGGCAAUGAGAUCUAGAGUGGUACAGCUUCUUGGUUCUUUAGGAGGUCAGGUCAACCGAAACUUAGUUACAGCUGCUUCUGAAGAAGAAAUGAUGAAGAAAUUUGUGUCCUGGGACAGUGAGAAACAUCUAAACUUCGCUGUGCCUUUUGUAGACAUGAAGCCAGUUAUUUACCUGGAUAUAUUCUUGCCUCGUGUGACUGAGCUUGCUCUCUCUGCUAGUGACCGGCAGACUAAAGUUGCAGCAUGUGAACUCUUACAUGGCUUAGUUAUGUUCAUGUUGGGGAAAGCAUCUCAAAUGCCAGAAAGACGUCAAGGUUCCUCACCCAUGUAUCAACUCUAUAAACGAACAUUUCCUGUACUGCUUUGUCUUGCCUGUGAUGUAGACCAGGUGGCAAGACAGUUAUAUGAGCCUUUAGUCAUGCAACUUAUUCACUGGUUCACCAACAACAAGAAGUUUGAAAGUCAAGAUACAGUGGCAUUGUUGGAAGCUAUUUUGGAUGGGAUAGUGGAUCCUGUUGACAGCACUUUACGAGAUUUCUGUGGUCAGUGCAUUCGAGAAUUUAUGAAGUGGUCAAUUAAGCAGACAACACCACAGCAGCAAGAGAAAAGUCCAGUAAAUACCAAAUCUCUCUUCAAGCGACUCUACAGCCUUGCUCUUCACCCAAAUGCAUUCAAGAGACUGGGAGCAGCACUUGCUUUUAACAACAUUUAUAGAGAAUUUAGGGAAGAAAAUUCCUUGGUGGAGCAGUUUGCAUUUGAAGCAUUAAUUGUAUUUAUUGAAAGCCUGGCCUUAACCCAUACAGAUGAGAAAUCACUAGGUACAACUCAGCAGUGUUGUGAUGCCAUUGACCACCUGAAGCGCAUAAUUAAGCACAAAGCACCUUCCCUAAACAAGGCAGAAAAACGGCGGUUACCACGAGGGUUUCAACCUGCAGAAUCACUGUGCCUGUUGGACAUUGUCACGUGGCUGAUGAUGCAGUGUGGACGACCUCAGACCGAGUGCCGACAUAAAUCCAUGGAGCUCUUUUAUGAGUUUGUUCCUCUAUUACCAGGAAACAAGUCACCAUCUUCUUGGCUGGGUGAUGUUCUAAAAAAACAGGACAGCUCUUUCCUUAUUAACAAAUUUGAAGGAGGUGGCAAUCAGGAUGACAAUCUGUCUGGGAUCCUUUCCUACCCAACUCUCCAUCACCUACAGGAGCCCUUUAGCGUGCGGGCUGUUGUGCAGUGGAUGGAUAUGCUUUUAGCAGCUCUGGACUGCUACAAUACAUUCAUUGAGCAGAGAAUGUUCAAACCUGAAAAUGUACUAGGUACAAAUUCUUCUUUCUUGAGAGCUGUUGAGUUCUUCCUUGAAACUAUUGCGUUACAUGAUAUACAUACAGCGGAACAGUGCUUUUACACUAAGUCAAAAGACAACGUGUUCAGUCCACAAGAAAGAGAAGAGUACAAUUACAGCAAAUGUACAAUUGUAGUCCGAAUUAUCAGGUUUGUCAGCAUGAUCCUGGAGAUCUGUCAACAAGAUUUCUGGAAGCUGCUUGAGAAGGAAUUGCUUAAUUUGAAUCUGAUAGAACUCCUAGUGGUGACAGUGUGUGAUCCAUCAGCUGUGGGCUUUAACACAGCUGACGUUCAAGUCAUGAAAAAUCUCCCAGAUAAUACAGUGAGGCUCAUGAAAGCUUUGGCGAAAUCUCCCUAUAAAUCAUCUUUGGAGCUAAGCAUAAAGAAAAGAAUAACAUCGCACAGCAUUCAGGAACUUUGUUCGGUUGAUCUGUAUGAUCCAGAUGCUCGUUUUGAUCGUGUUAGAAUUAGCUCCAUCCUAUCUGCAUGCAAACAGCUCCACAAGGCUGGAGUGCUUCAUUCUGUGCUGCAGUCUCAGGGUUCAGGACUUCAUUUCACAGUUGGCUCUCAGCUUCUAUCAGUUGUUUACAAAGGCAUUGCACCAGGGGAUGAGAGAAAAUGUCUACCUUCAUUGGACAUCAGCAGCAAGCGACUGGCUGAUGGACUCCUGCAGCUGGCCUUUGCUUUUGGUUGCCAGAGUGAAGAACUGGUGAGUCUGAUGUUGAGUACAGCGAUGUUAUUUGUACCGCUCUCUGAAGCAGCACCGAGAAAUCUGCUCAGCUUCUGCCAUGGAGAAUAUUUCUACAACUUGUUCUCAGAAACCAUUAAUCACGAACUGCUGAAGAACCUUGAUGUGGCCAUACUUCAGCUUAUGAAAUCAGCUGUGGACAAUCCCAGAAUGGUGGGUACCAUUCUGAAUGGUAUGUUAGAUCAAAGCUUUAGAGAGCGCACUGUACGCAAGCAGCAGGGAAUGAAGCUAGUGACUGCAGUCCUCAGAAAUUGGAUGAGACUUGACACCUGGUGGGCCAAAGAUUCUGCUCCUGAGAGUAAAAUGGCUGUGUUGACCCUGCUGGCCAAAGUUCUGCAGGUUGACUCUUCAGUUUCUUUUAAUACGAAACAUGAGGCAUUUUUUGCUGUUUUUAAUACCUAUACUAGCUUGCUUGUUGAUCAGAAUUUGGGUCUAAAUCUAAAGAGUCAAGCAGUGAUUAUCCUUCCAUUCUUCACUAAUCUGACUGGAGAAAGGCUUAAAGAGCUAAAGGAUGCUCUUGACCAACUUGUAGCCUUCAAUUUUCCCAUGAAAUCUGAUGAGUUCCCCAAGGGAACUUUGAGAUACAACAACUAUGUGGACUGCACUAAAAAGUUUCUAGAUGCUCUGGAAUUAUCUCAGAGUCCUUUGCUGUUACAGCUGAUGACAGAAAUCCUUUGUUGGGAUCAUAGACACUGCAUGGAGGACUUGUUUCAAACCAGCUUCAGAAGAGUUAUCAAAAGGAGUGACUGCAACAAACAAGUGGUGCUCUUAGACACUGUGUACAAAAUGUUCCAGAGUGAAUCCCUUCUUUCAAAUGUCACACGUCAAGCCUUUUUGGAUCGCUCUCUCCUCACACUCCUGUUAUACUGCAGCCUGGACGCACUGAAAGAAUUCUUCAGCAAGAUUGUAGUGGAAGCCAUGGAUACACUCAAGUCUAGAUUUACAAAAUCAAAUGAAACCGUUUUUUAUACACAAGUCAUCAAGAAAACGGGGUAUUAUAAGAUCCUGGAAGUGCUGUAUUCACGUCUCUCAAAAGAGGAUGUUCACUCGAAGGACUCUCAAAUUAACCAGGCUUACCAGGGCACCACAAAUGUAGAAGGGAAUGAACUUACCAAGAUGCUAAUAAAGUCUUGCUAUGAUGCAUUUACAGAAAAUAUGGCAGGUGAGAGUCACCUUUUGGGAAAGAGGAGAGAGUAUCAUUGUGCUGCAUAUAACUGUGCCAUUGCUGUCAUCAGUUGCGUCUUCACUGAAAGUAAAUUCUACCAGGGCUUCCUUUUCACUGAAAAACCAGAAAAGAACUUGCUCAUUUUUGAAAACUUGAUAGAUCUGAAGCAUCAGUAUUCUUUUCCUGUAGAAAUUGAGGUGCCAAUGGAAAGGAAGAAAAGGUAUAUUGCCAUUAGGAAGGAAGCCAGGGAUACAGUAAAUGGUGGUCCAGAUGAGCCUCAGUAUUUGCCUUCUGCAUCCUAUAUGGUAGACAGCAGUCUCAGUGAGGAGAUGAGUCAGUUUGAUUUCUCUACUGGAGUCCAAAGUUUUUCAUAUAACACGCAAGAUCCAACAGCUACUAGUGCUCGUUUCAGGAGAAAGGAAUCCACUGAGUCCAUGGUUCUAGAUGAUGAAAUGGAACUCGAGAUGGAUGAGCUCAAUCAACAUGAAUGUAUGACAGCUAUGACAACUCUGAUUAAACAUAUGCAGAGAAAUCAAAUCACACCCCAAGUAGAUGAGGGGGCAGUUUCAGUAGCCCUUCCUCCAUGGAUGAAGUUUCUGCAUAGCAAAUUGGGGAACCCAUCAGUACCAUUAAACAUUCGCCUCUUCUUAGCAAAGCUUAUUGUUAAUACUGAGGAGGUUUUCCGACCUUAUGCAAGGCAUUGGCUUGGUCCCUUGUUGCAACUUGUUGUUUCUCGGGAUAAUGGAGGAGAAGGGAUUCAUUACAUGGUGGUGGAAAUAGUAGUUACUCUGCUUUCUUGGACUAGUGUAGCUUCUCCCAAAGGGAAUGUUAAAGAUGAAAUCCUAGCUAAUCGAUUGCUUGAAUUCUUGAUGAAGAAUGCAUUUCACCAGAAAAGAGCAGUGUUCAGACACAACUUGGAAAUUAUAAAGACAGUUGUGGAGUGCUGGAAAGAUUGUCUCACUGUACCCUACAGAUUAAUAUUUGAACAGUUCUCUGGAGGAGAUCCUGACACAAAAGACAACUCAGUAGGAAUUCAACUGUUAGGCAUUGUUCUUGCUAAUAACUUGCCUCCCUAUGACCCAAAAUGUGAAAUAGAUAGUACAAGGUAUUUUGAGGCUCUGGUCAAUAACAUGGCUUCAUUAAAAUAUAAGGAAGUCUAUGCAGCUGCAGCAGAAGUGUUGGGACUUACUCUUCGAUAUAUUGCUGAGAAGGAAAAUAUAACUGAGGGUCCAAUUUAUGACUGUGUUGUCAAGCAAUUAAAACAGCAUCAAAACACCAAGGAAGACAAGUUUAUUCUGUGCUUGAAUAAAGUAGUGAAGAAUUUUCCUCCUGUGGCUGACAGGUUUAUAAAUGCUGUGUUCUUCCUGUUACCGAAACUUCACGGUGUGCUGAAAACUUCCUGUUUGGAAGUGGUGAUGUGCCGUGCAGAAGAGAUAACUGAUCUCUACUUACAGUUAAGGAGCAAAGAUUUUAUGCAGGUCAUGAAUCGCAGAGAUGAUGAGAGGCAGAGAGUGUGUUUGGAUAUAAUAUACAAGAUGCUUUCUAAGCUAAAACCACUGGAACUAAGAGAACUUCUGCCUGGAGUAACAGGGUUCAUCUCUCACCCUUCUCCAGUUUGUCGAGAGCGCAUGUAUGACAUCAUGAUGUGGAUUUAUGAUAAUUACAGGAAUUCAGAAAGUCAAGCUGAUGAGGAUUCUCAGGAAGUGUUUAAAGUGGCAAAAGAAAUGUUGAUACAGGGCCUAACUGAUGAGAUCUCUGAAUUACAAUUAGUUGUUAGGAAUUUUUGGAGUGAUGAAACUAGGUUACCUACAAAUACUCUUGACCGUAUGUUGGCUUUGCUAAAUUCCUUCUAUUCUACCAAGACUGAAACCCAGUACCUGAGCUUAGCCACAAAUUUUCUGCUUGAAAUGACCAGCAAGAGUCCAGAUUAUUCCAGAAAAAUAUUUGAGCAUCCACUUUCUGAAUGCAGAUUUCAGGACUUCAUAAUUGAUUCCAACUGGCGUUAUCGAAGUACUAUUCUCACCCCAAUGUUUGUGGAGACUCAGGCUUCCCAGAGUGCCAGCAGGAAGAGGUCACAGGAAGGGUCCCUUUCAACUCCCGGAUCACAAGGUGCUCAAGUGAGGGCUACUCAGCAGCAAUAUGAAUUUACACCUACGCAGAACGUGAGUGGUAGAAAAUCUUUUAAUUGGCUAACUGGAAGCAGCAUUGAUACUUUGACAGAAUAUACAGUUCCCUCAUCCUCUGAAUCCUUAUCUUCAUCCAUGCUGUUUGUUAACAAGCGAAGCGAAAAGUCACAGGGAGGAACCUUGAAACCAGUGGGGCCCAAUUUUGGGAAGAAAAAAUUGGGUUUGCCUGGAGAUGAGGUUGACAGCACUACUAAAGAUAUAAAUGAACGAGCAGAAAUCCUAAGGCUGCGGAGGCGCUUCUUGAAGGACCAAGAGAAACUCAGCGUGAUUUAUGCAAGAAAAGGUGUAGCUGAACAGAAACGAGAAAAGGAGAUUAAAACUGAGCUGACGAUGAAACGUGAUGCCCAGGUCACUUUGUACAGAAGUUACCGACAAGGAGACCUUCCUGACAUCCAGAUUGAAUACAGCAGCCUCAUCACUCCAUUGCAGGGUGUGGCCCAGAGAGAUCCAACACUAGCCAAGCAGCUCUUCAGCAGUUUGUUUACUGGAAUUCUAAAAGAAAUGGAAAACUCUAAAAGUCCUUUGGAAAAAAACCAUAUUGUCCAGAAGCUGCUGCAGAACUUCAAUGACUUCCUGAGUAUAAGCGUGUCUUACUUCCCACCAUUCAUAUCCUGCAUCCAGGAAAUGAGUUACCAGCACAAAGAGCUGCUAGACAUAGAUUCAGCCAGUGUGAGCACCAGCUGCUUAGCCAGUUUACAGCAACCAGUGGGCAUCUUGCUUCUAGAGCAGGCUCUAAUUCAUCUUUCCCCUAUAGAAGAACCACCAGCCAAAAGGAUGUGUGGAAGAACAGAGCUCUCUCCAGAUGUGAUCAGAUGGAUUGAACUUGCUAAGCUCUAUCGAUCUGUUGGAGAUUAUGAUGUUCUUCGUGGUAUUUUCAGUGGGAGGAUUGGAACUAAAGAAAUUACACAGAAAGCACUGUUAGCAGAGGCAAAAAGUGAUUAUGUUGAAGCAGUUAAACAAUAUGAUGAGGCUCUCUCCAAACAAGACUGGUCGGAUGGUGAACCAAGUGAAGCAGAGAGAGAUUUCUGGGAACUUGCAUCUCUUGAAUGCUAUGACCAUCUGACAGAGUGGAAAUCACUGGAAUACUGUUGCACUUUAAAUAUUGAUAGCGAACAACCUCCAGACCUAAACAAAACAUGGAGUGAUCCAUUCUUUCAGGAAACGUAUUUGCCAUAUAUAAUACGUAGUAAGCUGAAGUUACUACUUCAUGGGGGCAGUGACCAGUCCCUGCUGACUUUCAUUGAUGAGGCUAUGAAGAUGGAACAAAGAAAAGCCCUCAUAGAAAUGCAUUACAGCCAAGAACUGAGUCUUCUUUACAUCCUGCAGGAUGAUUUUGACAGAGCCAGAUAUUACAUCAGCAAUGGCAUGCAAGUCUUCAUGCAGAAUUACUCAAGUAUUGAUGCUUUGUUACACCAAAGUCGACUAACCAAACUGCAGUCUGUCCAAGCUUUGACAGAAAUACAGGACUUCAUCAAUUUUAUGAGAAAGCCAAGUAACUUAGCUUCUCAAGCUUCCCUUAAGAGACUUCUCAGAAUUUGGACAAGCAGAUAUCCAGAUGCUAAAAUGGACCCUAUGAACAUCUGGGAUGAUAUCAUUACAAACCGGUGUUUCUUUCUUGACAAAAUUCAGGAGAAACUUCUUAAUGUCCAAGCUGAUGACAGUAUGGAGGUGGUUGAGGCAGGAGACAUUGGUGACGAAAUGGAGGUGGAUCAGCAAGAAGACAACAUUCACUCAAUGAUUAGAAGCUGCAAAUUCAACAUGAAAAUGAAGAUGAUAGAGAGUGCCCGAAAGCAGAACAGCUUUGCAGUUGCUAAGAAGCUUCUGAAGGAUCUGCAGAGGGAAUCUAAAACCAGAGACAGCUGGCUAGUGAGAUGGAACCACAGCUAUUGCCGUGUCAGCCACAGUUCCUGUCAGAGCCAGAGUAGCCCUCAACAAAUACUCACAGUGUUGAAAACUGUCUCCUUACUGGAUGAGAAUGUGCCUGACCAGCUGAGCAAGAACAUAGAGAUCUUGCGUAACCAAAAUCUUCUCCUGGGUAUCACUUACCGCAUUAUGGCUGUAGCCCUUAGCAAGGAUCCACGGUGUCUUGAGGAACUCGAGGAAGACAAAGUUAGAAAAGUCUCAAUGCUUUCUGGAGAGAAGCCUGACAGUCCAGAAAAGGUGAUUGCAAGUCUGAACAAGCAGGCUUUCCAGUACUUCAGCAACGCAGUGAGGAAGGCUGAAGAAGAAAUGCAGUCUCGCACCAUGGAGCAUGUAAACCUGACUGGAGUGAUAGAUGCUUACCUGACUUUGGUUGAUUUCUGUGACAAGCACCUACAUAAAGAGGAAGAAGGCUUAUCUGAUAUCAGUGCAGUGGAUCUGCAGACGUUCCCAGCUAUUGUAGUGGAGAAGAUGAUAAAAGCUUUAAAAUUGAAUUCCAGGGAAGCCAGGCUAAAAUUUCCCAGGCUGCUGCAAAUAAUAGAGAGGUAUCCAGCAGAGACCCUAAGUCUAAUGGCACAAGAGAUUUCUACAGUUCCCUGCUGGCAGUUCAUUGGUUGGAUUAGCCAGAUGAUGGCAGUACUCGACAAAGAUGAAGCAGUAGCUGUGCACCACACUGUUGAAGAGAUUGCAGAUAACUAUCCUCAAGCAAUUAUAUUUCCUUUCAUGAUCAGCAGUGAAAAUUAUUCCUUCAAAGACACUGCAGCUGGCCAUAAAAACAAGGAAUUUGUAACAAGGAUAAAAAGUAAAUUGGACAGAGGAGGAGUGAUUCAAGAUUUUGUUCAGGCUCUGGAACAACUUUCAAACCCUGAGAUGCUCUUCAAGGAUUGGGUUGAUGCUGUCAGAAAUGAGUUGGGAAAAGCUCAGAAAAAUAAGGCCAAGCUUAAAGAAAUGUAUGAAGGAAUGUAUGGGAACCUAGGAAACUUACAGGCUUCAGGUCUUGGAUUGUUCAGAAGGAGAUUUAUUCAGGCUUACGGGAAGGAGUUUGACACUCAGUUUGGGAAAGGAGGUUCAAAACUGUUAGAUAUGAAGGACAAUGAAUUCGUCAAGAUUGUAAAUGCUCUUCUCGCAAAAAUGAGAGACGGCCAGAAAGAACCUGGAAAUCUGAAAGAAUAUUCACCUUGGUUGAGCGAGUUUAAAGCUGAAUUCUGGAGGAAUGAACUGGAGAUCCCUGGUCAGUAUGAUGGUAAAGGGAAACCGUUGCCAGAAUACCAUGCAAAAAUAUCAGGAUUUGAUGAACGAAUCAAAGUAAUGGAGUCCCUGAGGAAACCAAAGCGUAUAAUCAUCCGAGGCAGUGAUGAACGGGAGUAUCCCUUCCUUGUCAAAGGUGGUGAAGAUCUCCGUCAGGACCAGCGCAUAGAGCAGCUCUUUGAUGUUAUGAAUAUUAUCCUUUCCCAAGAUGCUUCCUGUAGCCAAAGGAAUAUGCAAAUAAAAACCUACCAAGUCAUACCCAUGACAACCAGGUUAGGACUGAUUGAAUGGCUACCAAAUACCUGUACGUUAAAGAACUUCCUUCAUAGUAACAUGUCAGAAGAAGAAAAAGCUGACUAUUGCAGUGAGAAAGGACCUUUGUUUGCCUAUAACGAAUGGCUGUCUAAGAUGGCUGGUGGGAAGAUAGAAGACUUUGCACGUUAUAUGCCUAUGUACAAAAGAGCCAGUCGUACAGAAACAGUCAUGUCUUUCAGAAACAGAGAAAACCGUGUUCCAAAAGAUCUGUUAAGGAGAGCCUUUGUUAAAAUGAGUACAGCUCCUGAGGCCUUUCUGUCUCUGCGCUCCCAUUUUACCAGUUCUCAUGCACUGAUUUGCAUCAGCCACUGGAUUCUCGGCAUUGGAGAUAGACAUCUGUCCAACUUUAUGAUUAAUACAGAGACGGGUGGCAUCAUCGGAAUAGACUUUGGAUAUGCAUUUGGUUCUGCCACACAGAUGCUGCCAGUGCCAGAGUUGAUGCCUUUUCGUUUAACACACCAGUUCAUUAAUCUUAUGUUGCCAAUGAAAGAAUCAGGUCUCAUCUACAGCAUAAUGAGACAUGCCCUAAGAGCAUAUCGCAAAGAUCCAGACCUCCUCAUCAACACCAUGGAUGUGUUUGUAAAAGAACCUUCCUUAGACUGGAAGAAUUUUGAACUGAGACUGCUGAAGAAAGGAGGCACGUGGCUAAAGGAAGUAAACACAUGUGAAGUAAACUGGUAUCCCUUGCAGAAAGUCAAUUGUGUCAAAAGAAAGUUAGCUGGUUCCAAUCCAGCAGCAAUCACCUGUGAAGAGCUGCGACUGGGCCAUGAGAAGUCACUUGCAUACCGUGAUUAUGUAGCUGUGGCUCGGGGUACCAGAGAUCAAAACAUCCGAGCCAAAGAACCAGAAGACGGGCUUACAGAAGAGACACAAGUGAAGUGCCUUAUAGACCAAGCAACAGAUCCCAAUAUUCUUGGCAGAGUUUGGGCAGGAUGGGAAUCCUGGAUGUGAAAGGAAAGAGAGGGCUCCAAGAAUCAAUCCAAUGAGGCCAUGGCCUCAACACCAUGGCCAAGUUACUGUUGUGAAGGCUGGAAAAGAUAUGGAAAACCAGAUAAUUUGUGCUUUGUUUUUUCCUGGUGGUUAAGGAUUGUGGUUCUGUAUUAUACCCUACCCAAAUAAUUAUCUCAUUCUCCCCUCCCUCCAAAAGAAAAAGAAAAAACCCUUCUGUCACCUGUGAAGCAUGCUAACUUUGCUUAAGGAUAAAUGUUUGAAAGCUUGGCUUGUGUUACUCCAGAACAAGAUGAAAGCUACUGGAAAUAAACACAAACCUUGAGUGUCCUUCAAGUGAAUGUUGACAGCAGUCAUGAUUUUAUUAAUGCAGAAGACCUGUUAGAGGAAAAUUAGUGUAUGUAGUCAGUGGAAUGAUAUACCUGAAAGGAGAGAUUUGAAUGGAAUUUUGCAUCACCAAAAUCCUGUAUGUUAAAUCAGCAGCCAGAUAUACCUGGUAAAUCAUGUAGAAUAUAAAUAUAGCACUAGGGUAAUCUUCAAGAAGUACUAAACUACUGUUCAUCUCUGUAUAUUAUGAAAGUUGUAAUAAGUUGAUCUGACAAUGACUGAUUACAGUACAGCCUGUCUUUUACAGGUUUUGAUAAUGUUUUCUGAAUUUUAGAGGUUGUUGAUGCACAUUAAAUUAACUAAAUAAAAAGCAAUUGAUUAAAACCAUUCUUAAAACAAAGUUAAAAGCUGGAAGUCAUUGCCAACACAGAAGUGGGCAACAGCAAGCUUCCUGCCAUGAAUGAUCUAGCAGAGGCCAACAUUCUUUUACUCUUAGCCUAUAGCAUGGAUAAUCUAUGAUAAGAGCUUUUACAGGUAGUCUCUGAACCAAGCAAAUUUUGGCAAAAUGAUGGGGGAAGAGGAAUGAAAUAUGUGUAAAAAAAAAAAAUAAAAUAAAUAUAUAUAUAUAUAUAUAUAUAUAUAUAUAUAUAUAUAUAAAAAAUUCAUUUUAGAAGACGCUUCCUACUGAAGUUUUAAUGAUUGUCAUGGAACAUAAUAAAGUAAACAUUUUUGACCACUUAGCCGCUGCAGCCUCCCUUCUGUGUCUGUAUCAGCAAGCCGUCUCAGCCUAGUCUAUAGCUGUCUGCAUGCAGACAUCCUGGAACCAGUUUCAGAUGAGUGCUUCAGCAUGUGAGCUGAGUGACCAAGGGUCUUCUCUUGUGGAAAAGAACCCCUGAAACAAGUAAUAGUGGGGAACUUUCAUGCUGAAGUUAACGGACAUGAAGGGAGUUGCUGACCAGAGCUGAAAACUUUAACAGCACAAAUCAGCAACAAUUAAAAAUUCUGGGAGGAUCCAGAACUUUUAAGAAUGUUAACAACAUUCAUAAAAACAGAAAUGUUAAUUCAGUUCGAAUAUUAAGAAUCGAGAUGUUUGGAAUUAUUGAAUCAACACUACUUUGAAUUAAUAAAAUCUAUUCAUCUAAUAUGCUGUGUGUUCUAUUGGGGGGGAAAAAAUCAUAGUUCCAGAUAGCUGUCACCUAUUUAAAAGUAAAAACCUAUAGGAGGUAGAACAGCAGUCAAGCAAGUAAAUGCCCUAAACUAGAGGCGGCCAACCCACAACGCACGUCACAGGUGAUGCACAGCUGCUUUGUUUGCCAUACAUCAGAUCUUACAGGGAGGAGAGAGCCAAAGCAACAGAUUGGGAAGGGAAGAGAGAACAGAGCAAGGGGAUUGGAGUGGCACUGGGAGCAGGGGUAGGGCUUACUUUGUGGUAUACCAGCUGAAAAGGUUGGCCCCUCCCUUUUCUAAAGUCACUAAUUUAGAACAAAAGAAUCUAAAAUUGCUAUUUCCCUUUUUGAAAGAGGCAAGCAUUUCUUAGGGUAAUAUAUUUUUUAAUUGGACCAAUUUGCCUUUUGCAAAUUCCUGGACCAUCACUACUAUGUCACUCUAAUACUGUUUCCCCUAUUGAAAGCUACAAUGUAAUUGCAUGCAGUGUUUUUUGUUUGUUUUUUGUGGGUUUCUUUUUUUUAAAGAAAACAUUUUACCAUGACACAUGCUUCAUCAUUUUUAGAAUUCCUUGUGUAUUACUUUUGAAUGUGUUUAUAGUUUCUUUUUAUCUUUGAGAUCAAUAAAGUGAUCUGACUAAGUGC
This is a messenger RNA of Alligator mississippiensis (American alligator), 14628 nucleotides long. RefSeq names its product protein kinase, DNA-activated, catalytic subunit (gene PRKDC). Gene Ontology annotation, cellular component: nucleus. The transcript is spliced from 86 exons. Lineage: Eukaryota; Metazoa; Chordata; Crocodylia; Alligatoridae. Bases 62 to 12496 code for a protein of 4144 amino acids. The record is from RefSeq and is a predicted model, not a curated record. Gene Ontology annotation, molecular function: protein binding; DNA-dependent protein kinase activity. Gene Ontology annotation, biological process: telomere maintenance; double-strand break repair via nonhomologous end joining; immunoglobulin V(D)J recombination.